Osmia bicornis bicornis is the source of this 3952-nucleotide messenger RNA. RefSeq names its product glutamate receptor ionotropic, kainate 2. Gene Ontology annotation, biological process: monoatomic ion transport. Gene Ontology annotation, cellular component: postsynaptic membrane; plasma membrane. Bases 1062 to 3866 code for a protein of 934 amino acids. Gene Ontology annotation, molecular function: glutamate-gated receptor activity. The transcript has 18 exons. The record is from RefSeq and is a predicted model, not a curated record. NCBI's taxonomy places the organism in Eukaryota, Metazoa, Arthropoda, Insecta, Hymenoptera, Megachilidae.
CAGCCAGUGGCCGCGCGUCUUUCGCGAUUGUCGGACCGCGCGUACGAAUAACGGGAAGGUGUUCUCGAUCGCGUGCUCGUUUCAAGAGAAACCGGACGUCCUCUUCGGGAAUCCCUAUCCUUACAUCCAAAUAAUCGAACAGUGAUCUGACAGUGUCCAUCGACGGGAUCGACCUAGUGAAAAAUUUUACCAACCCUCUUUAAUUAACCGGGUCACAUUACUAUAGGGAUGUUAUAACCAGUAUUUAUAAUUAACGAAACUGGAAGUACGGAUUGUUCAGACGUUUUUAUAGUGUAUAAAGAAUUGAAAGGGCUGAUCAUGAGGACAUGAUAAAAUUUCUUUCUAAAAGGAACAGCUAAUCUUUCUCCAAAGAAAAUUUUCCACGUGUGUUUUACAUCCUUCAUGUUCUUCCUCCGAUUCGUUUCGAACGCGAAAAGGUCGACGAUCGAACGCGAGUUUCCGGUGUCGUAGUAUGAUGACGGGUCACGGGUUAAUGAGAGCUCGGACGAGAUAAUGUCGCGUAAUGGUUAUGUAAGGUUGAACAUUGCCGAUGAAUAGUGGGCACCAUAACGAGCGGUGUAAUUAACUUAUUCGAUGGGAAUAAUUAUCGAACGUAGCCUAUCAAUUUAAAAGAGUGAUACGUUCCACUGUGAAGAUUCGAGUGGAUGUUGGAUGUGGAAAGCAUGCUACGGAGGACAAGCAUCGUGCGGUGAACUAUAGUGUUCUGGUGUUCCAAAUGACGACGGGGUGGUUCCAGUGAAAGAGACGGAGUGACGCGUAUCCAAGGAACUCGUUUUCCUUUUUCCCGGACCGUGAAUGUUCCCAGAUAUUCGUCGGAUAAAAAGGAAACGUGGCGCGGACAAUGACGAUUUCUUGAAGAUUUUCAUCGACCCGCACGACGAGGACCCGAAAAUGUGUAACUCCGUGGCAAAGUGUCCGUGAACGUUUGAGUUUCGUGUAUUUACGUAUCUCUUCUCACCUUGUAUAGCAUUCUGUCCCGUGACAGAAGUACGCAAGAACGAUGUCAUAGUCAGGUGCGAGUUGAGGUCACGACCGACACAAUGGCACUGUUGUUCGCCAUCAUUGUCAUCUUGGUCACCACUGUCAUGUCGCUGCCGCCGGUCAUCAGAAUCGGUGCGAUCUUCACGGAGGAUCAAAAGGACAGUCCGUCGGAGUUGGCGUUCAAAUACGCCAUCUAUAAAAUCAACAAGGACAAAACCCUGCUGGCGAACACGACCUUGGUCUACGAUAUACAAUACGUGCCUAAGGACGAUUCUUUCAGGACCUCUAAAAAAGCUUGCAAGCAGCUGUCCAGAUCGGUCCAAGGGAUCUUCGGCCCGUCUGAUCCUCUUCUGGGCGCUCACAUACAAAGUAUAUGCGAAGCUCUGGACGUGCCGCACUUAGAAGCCAGGGUCGACUUCGAGCCGACGUUCAAGGAGUUCAGUAUAAACCUCUAUCCCUCGCAGGACCACUUGAAUAAAGCUUUCAAGGAUCUGAUGUCCUUCUUAAACUGGACCCGAGUGGCAAUUAUCUACGAGGAGGAUUACGGAUUAUUUAAGCUGCAGGAUCUCGUUAAAUCGCCACCUUCCACGAGGACAGAGAUGUACAUCCGCCAGGCAGGACCUGGAUCCUACAGGCAAGUCCUUCGGGAAGUCAGACACAAGGAGAUUUACAAACUGAUCGUCGACACGGAUCCCGCGCACAUGCAGCAAUUUUUUCGAGCGAUACUACAGCUGCAGAUGAACGAUUACAGAUACCACUACAUGUUCACCACGUUCGACAUCGAAACGUUCGAUUUGGAGGAUUUCAAGUAUAACAGCGUGAACAUGACUGCGUUUCGUCUGGUGGACCUCGAGGAACCAAAGGUGGCGGAAGUUCUCCGACAGAUGGAACGCUUCCAGGUCGGCUUCCAGCCGAUUGGCCACGCGAUCCUCAACAAAACCGGAGUUAUCCAGGCAGAACCAGCUUUGGUGUACGACAGCGUGCAGGUUUUCGCGCACGGUUUGGCGGCAUUGGACCGCAGCCAUGAGCUGAGGCUCGCUAAUUUAUCGUGCGAGAAAGAGAAACCAUGGGACGACGGUCUUUCUCUCUACAACUACAUUAACGCCGCAGGCUUACACGGGCUAACCGGACAUAUCGAGUUCAACGAAGGAAAGCGGAACAAUUUCAAGCUGGACUUGCUGAAAUUGAAAAAAGAAGAGCUAGUGAAGGUGGGAGAAUGGAAGCCUGGUUCCGGAGUGAACGUGACUGACGUUGGGGCUUUUUAUGAGACAACCGCCACUAAUAUUACCCUGGUCGUUAUGACGAGAGAGGAAAAACCUUACGUGAUGGUGAAGGAGGACAAGAAUCUGACCGGAAACGCGAGAUUCGAAGGGUUUUGCAUCGAUUUGCUCAAGUGGAUCGCUGGUCAAGUCGGGUUCCAAUACGCCAUAAGAGUGGUACCCGAUCACAUGUAUGGCGUUUACGACCCGGAAACCAAAGAAUGGAACGGAAUCGUCCGGGAACUGAUGGAGAAGAGAGCGGACCUGGCUGUCGCAUCCAUGACGAUAAACUAUGCACGAGAAAGCGUGAUUGAUUUCACCAAACCGUUUAUGAAUCUCGGUAUCGGGAUUCUGUUUAAGGUGCCCUCCAGCCAACCAACGCGUUUGUUCUCCUUCAUGAACCCGUUGGCCGUCGAGAUCUGGUUAUACGUGCUGGCCGCGUAUAUGCUGGUAAGCUUCACCCUGUUCGUCAUGGCACGAUUCAGCCCGUACGAGUGGAACAAUCCGCACCCAUGCCUCGCGGAAAGCGACGUGGUCGAGAACCAGUUCAACGUCAGCAACAGCUUUUGGUUUAUCACUGGCACGUUCCUCAGACAGGGCAGUGGGCUCAACCCCAAGGCAACUAGCACGAGAAUCGUGGGCGGAAUCUGGUGGUUCUUCACCCUGAUCAUCAUCUCCUCUUACACGGCGAAUUUAGCGGCUUUCUUAACAGUGGAGAGGAUGAUAACGCCGAUCGAAAACGCGGCCGAUCUUGCUGAGCAAACCGAGAUCGCUUACGGCACUUUGGAGGGUGGCAGUACGAUGACCUUUUUCAGAGAUUCGAAAAUCGGCAUAUACCAGAAGAUGUGGAGGUUCAUGGAGUCGAAAUCACCCUCGGUGUUCGUGAAGAGCUACGAGGACGGGGUGAAAAGAGUAUUAGAGGGUGACUACGCAUUUCUGAUGGAGUCUACCAUGCUCGAUUAUGCGGUGCAACGAGACUGCAAUCUCACACAAAUCGGUGGUCUGUUGGAUAGCAAAGGAUACGGGAUCGCCACGCCAAAAGGUUCACCCUGGAGGGAUAAAAUAUCUCUGGCGAUUCUGGAGCUACAAGAGAAGGGGGUGAUACAGAUCCUGUACGAUAAGUGGUGGAAGAACACCGGGGACGUGUGCAACCGAGACGAGAAGAGCAAGGAGAGUAAAGCUAACGCGUUGGGCGUCGAAAAUAUCGGUGGUGUCUUUGUCGUGCUUCUAUGCGGCCUGGCGUUAGCGAUCCUCGUGGCGAUCCUCGAGUUCUGCUGGAACUCGAAGAGAAACACCCAAUCGGAUCGGUCGCUAUGCGCCGAGAUGGCCUCGGAAUUGCGGUUUGCCGUGCGCUGCGGCUCCAGGCAGAGACCAGCGGCGAAAACGCGCAAUUCCGAUGCCGCGGUGCCCUGCGGUCGUUGCAGUCCACGUGCCAGCAGAAGAAGGACGCGAUAUUGUUCGACCGGCCACGAAGAGACCACCUACAUACCGAGCAUCGAGAUACCACGGUUAAAUGGUCAGGAGGGUGGUGCGUUGUCGAUGACGGAGAUGAAGAAAUCAUUGAGCUUCGAUCAAGUGGGAGCGGGCCGUGGCGGGAACACCUAGCACAGGCCUCAUCCUCGUCUUCAUCCUCAGCAGCAGCAGCAACAGCAGCAACAGCAACAGCAACAACAGCAACCGCCACCGUGCAA